This is a messenger RNA of Mesocestoides corti, 4125 nucleotides long. NCBI's taxonomy places the organism in Eukaryota, Metazoa, Platyhelminthes, Cestoda, Cyclophyllidea, Mesocestoididae. The record is from the annotation of a GenBank genome assembly.
AUGACCGCACACAGACACGCACGCACGUAUGCAACCGAAAAGGGCCACAGUUCACUCCUUCAACCGCAGCACUUCAAGCGGUCUCUUUACGGUCCACCAAACAUGCGGUUCUGCCUUGUCACGAUUACCGUCAUUAUCACAACGGGAUUGAAACUCAUCGAACCGGUGGUAGCUGAUAACUGCUAUGGGAAUUGGAUUUCAAACGACAAACCAAUCGCCGCAAGUAUCAAAUUGACAUUUGAUAAAAGAGAAUCCAGUAUUGGUAGAAGAGGGACAUUCUUCAAGUGGAGGGAGGGACGUCUAAGCAACCACAAGCUAGUCCAGUUUUCGGGAGCGGUCGGUACAAUUGAGAAUGAAGAGCUCAAACUAACAAAGAUCCCUUCAGCACCGAUCACUUUGGUCGCUGGCAAAGAAUCAUACAAAGGAAAUGCGACCAUGCAGGUCAAUGUCGAUCCAAGGAAGAUUGCAACAAAUGGAAGCCAGUCUGUUGACUUGCGUGUGCGCUCAGAUUCGCCGUCACGCAAACAGCUAAUCUCAACAACAUCUCAUUUCAGGACACAUCGAAUGCAGGAAACUGUGCCUGCUUACCAAAGCAGCUUCUGUUUAGACAAUCUGCGAGCUGGAACAACAUACCACGUGUGCGUGGCACCAGACGAUUGCCUGAAUGAGUGGAACUGCGAGGCGUGGACAACACCUGAGGUGGCUCAACAGGCGCCUCUCUACAAGCUGCAACUUAACGUGGAAUGGCGAGCUGCUAAUUGGGUUCAGCUAAGUUGGCCACCGCCCGAUAUCAGGGGACCUGCAACUCCGCCCAUCGGCUACAUUGUCACUGCCAAAAGCAGCCGAAAUUGCUGGGAAAAAGAAAUCACCCUAACAGCGCCCUGGAGUACAAAAACUGAGAACGACCUUGUGAAGAACACGGCUGGUCAUCUGAGAUCCCUUCAUGCCUGCUCCUACUGGAUCCCUUCAAUUGAAGAAGGCAAACUGGAUGGGUAUUGGCCAGACUUUCCAGGUUCACGCAAGGAGACAUGGGCAUCCGGCUGGAACACUGCUUCAGUGGACGAACAAGGCCCAGUCGGAAUAUUCGCCGUUACCGUUAGCAACCUCCGAGCAAACACGCAAUACGUCUUCGAAGUUACACCCGUAUUUAAUCCUCCACUAAAUACACAAGUUCAAAGUACAUCCGUGCAGGCUGCUACAGCAGCGUCAGAUCCCAUUGAUUCUGUUAUUCAAGCCCAAAUGCAACUCAAGAUCACUGCCAUGGCCCUCUCAUCUAACCUGGUCUCUCUCCGCUUCACGAACUUGAGUGCCACAGUCUACAAAAAUGAAAAAUACAUGCAAGUGGCCUUUAUCGUUCGCAUUUGCAAAAACGAUAAUGAGGCUGAGUGCCGUCAGUCGCCUCUCUACCGCGAAGUUGUCGGUUCGUACAGCCUUUAUGAGAACCGAACGUACGCAAGACUGGACAGUCAAGCAAUCCAAGCGCAUCUCAAUGCACGAGUCUCGCCAACUUCCAGUACUACCUUGGUCGCCUUCGUGCAUUACUACGUUGGCGGGGAUACUGAGAUUCUUGUUUCGAAAACAAAGUUUGAGGCACGAAAGUCAAAUUGCCAAAGCUGGUGCAUGUGGCCAGCUGGUGACUGGAGUAACACUAAGGGGACCGCCACACCAGCGUACGACAAAGACUUUUUCAAGACAGGCGAUUUCGGCGAAACCUGUCAAAGCCCGUGUGUUCCGGCGGCCAGAGCCAUCGAUGGGGAGAGCCACUGUCUGUUGCCGAGGGACACACUCGUGCCAUGCAGCGUUCCAGUGUGCAACGCAAUUGGUUUGUAUUUUUGUCAGUCUGACAUGCUCCCAAUGACAGGUGACCGCCCAAUCUUUUCUCGCUAUUCAGCCCCUGUUGGAUGCGUCACAAAUGCCGAGUCAAAACAGGGAACUACGUGGAUCAGUGUAGAGUGGGAAAACCCAAGGGAAGUUACAGCUUCCUUCCCCGACUACCUGAUUUUGGUGGCUCCAGCCUCAAACAAAGCCUCCUGCAAGGCUUUCAUUAAUGACGCUGGCCAGGUAGAAAGGUCUCCCUUUCUCCGAAAUAUUGUGCGCAGUUGUCACGACAAGAGUCUGAAUAAAUCUCACCGUGACAUGAAGAUGCUGAAUAUAACAGGUUUAACACAGGACACUGAGUACAGUAUCUGGAUCAUUCCAAGUCUACCAGAUGGUCGCAUCGGUUCAGUUUACGCAAAGUCCGAAAAAACAACGAAGGCAGGUAAGUGCACUGCCCCGUGUCCAGUGAAUAACGUCAAUUUGACAAGGGACAGAAAUGUUGUGCGUUUCCAAUGGCAAACCAUGAAAAGUGGGAGUUGUGGCCCUCCAGCUAGACUCAUCGUCUUCGCCAAUGAGUCAAGGAAGGACGUUGAAGUUGAUGGUGACACAAAGGAAGCUAGCUUGACAUUAGAUUUCGAGCACUGCAGGAAAUAUUCGCUUAGACUGGAAUUCGAGAAUUCAGUUGGCAUAACCCCAUACUCCGGAGUACUGUCAACAGAGAUCGGAUAUCCAGAUAUUCAAAAUGAAGUGCCAAGCCUAUAUUACACCGAGAAGUCGCACAAGUUGGUCGCCCGCAUCCAGUCGGAAUACCGGCAUUGUGCUUACAACUACGCGCUUCAAUGGGGCGUUUUGCCUCGUUUGGACAGGUGUUGGGAGGGCGCAGAAUACCCCGACGGCAUUUCGAUACCACAGCUCACUGAUGGAUUGGUAUAUAACCUCAAAGUGCGACUUCAGCCCCAUGGAGUGGCUUCGAAAUGCGGAAAUGCCAACUACUCUUCCGCAUGGUCCAGCACUUUGAUUGUUCCCACGGAAGGCGCAAAAAGUGAAGUGAAAAUCCACAAUGUGACAGUCACCGCAUAUCCGCAAGCGAUGGACUCAGUUGACGACGGCGACAGCAGCUGUCUGCUACCCAAUGCCGACGCAAGUACGUACGGAGAAUUUCGAGCAACAGAGUCCAAGCCCUAUUCCAGUGCAGGAAACACCACCAGUUGCAUAAUUGUGAUCUGGAACGUCAGUCCUUCAAGUGCUAGAAGCAUCGUUGGCUAUCUCCUCGAAAUUACGCAAUCCGCCACAGGAUCUUGUCGGUUGAUUUGGAUUCCGUGCGAAGACUGUUUACCAGGGUAUGACUUGACAAAUGCGGUGGAUGAGGUCAAGACUGCGGUAUCGGAACUUGAAUUGCAGUGUCAAGGUCACAGCACCGACAUGCUAAGGCGUGCACAGGGCAUGGACGCAACGCUCUACAAAUCGACCUCCCGUCUUCUGCUGGGGCUUCAGAGCACUGCACAGGACAAUGGAUCAUUCAGUGGAGUAGUGAGGAUACAUGCUGUAAAGCUUGCUUCAAUUCAUCAAAUACUGGAACAAUUUUGGCAAACAGAUUCGCAUGUUAUUCUCUCCAACGCCGGGAUCAAAGCUGGGACGAUAUUCGGUGUUCUAUUUGUAGUGCUGGCCAUCGUGUUAGCAACCCUCCUUAUUGUAAGAAACCGGCGUCGGCGGGUCAUAGUGAAAGACCAGUACAUGAGCAUGGCAGAUGAGGACCAAAUCGAGAAUAACGACGAUUCAACAAACAUUAUCCAGAAACGACUCCCUAUGUUUCUUCCAAAGAUUCCGACUCCAUUAAAGCUAUCAGAGUUUGUGGAAACAGUUAACGCCUUUGCGGAGGAUGGCUACACAGUUUUACGCAAUGAAUUCAAGACUCUGCAAAAGCACGCUGCCGUCCAGCAGGAUGAAAUGUGCCUCACGAUGGAGGUAGGCUCACACCCCGAGAAUCGUCUGAGGAAUCGCUAUCGCAACAUCAUCCCGUUUGAUCAAAACCGCCUGAAACUGUCGAACGCCUGCGCGCUGUCGGAUUUCGGUGUUGAGGACUCAGAAGCGUCCAAAAACGACGAUGUAGCCCUGACCGCGGUGUCGGACUACGUGAACGCCAGCUGCAUUCCCACUCAACCACCGCACCUAGCCAUUGGGCCUGCGCACGGCCGCCAGCCAGACACCUACAUCGCCGCGCAGGCACCCAAAGAAUGCACUGUCGGACUUUUCUGGCAGGCGGUCUGGGACACCAAUGUCCGACUUAUCGUUAUGCUAACCAGGUAA